UUCACUCAAAGAACUUUAUAUCGGUUGUCUUUUCCCUGUCAAAUUUCUAGAAAUAAUUUCAGGCUUUCCUUAUAAAAGCCGUAACAGGAAAACAACGAUGUGAUUGAUCAGUGAUACAAUUCUCGAAUUGCUUUGCCUGUCGUGUGUAUCACACAGAAUUGCUUUGCCGUUGGAUCAAAAAGGUUCCGUAAUGCGGAAAUAUGUGCUGAAUUUAUGGUGGAUAAUUUACUCAACUCACUUUAGAUAAGAUUGCUCAACAUAGACUGCAACUUUUAGCCUUCUGGGGCAGUAUAAAGCCUGAGCGACAACACAGUAUGGAGUUGGAGGAACACAGCCGGUCAGGCAGCAUCAGAGGAGCAGGAAAGUUGACGUUUCGGGUCGAGACCUUUCUUCAGACGCAAACUCCAUCAUAAAGGCUCAGCAAUCCGCGCUGCCUUAAAUAAUGGGACCGGAUGAAUGAAGUUGGGCUCCGCCCUGCAACACCUUGGAUUGGACCAGCAAUCAAAUCCCAACCCUAACUUGGACAGUUUUAUUUUAUAUCUAAAUCUCACUGGCUCCGGCAUCUGUUCAUGACAUCGUUGCUGACUCGGAAGUUGGUGUUCAAAGUGUCGCCACCAUUGUAAAGGAAUUAUCUGUUUGGUUCAGAGACUAACUUCUUUGUAGCUAAGAAAUGGAGAAUCGUGUGAUCAAGUUCCGUCACUGUGAGGAGGAUAUUUAUUGCUUUAGUAUACCCGAGCAGUGCCCGAUCUGUGGUCAGAGUCUCCUGGGACGAAGACUAGAAGAUGCCCCGGUCAGUAUUCCCAACUCCUUUGUAGAUGGUCAUCACGAAAAGUGCUCAUUCCUGAUCAAACCUACUAAAGGAUCAUUCUUGAGAGAGUAUGAUGGGAGAUCUGAUCUUCAUGUUGGAAUUUCAAAUACCAAUGGAGUUGUGUACAAUUACAUUGAAACUGGUGUCCAGAGAGAUGUUUGUGGUUGGGAAGAAUGUGUUUGUGUUCCCCUAGUACAACCAGACAUGUAUAGUUUAAUUAACCAGUGGGAUGUUUACUUGGAGCAGUUUUCCACAGCAGAUUUAUGGCUACCAAACAGGUACAAUGAAUAUGAGCACAACUGCUAUUCUUAUGCAUUGACCUUCAUCAACCGUGUGUUGGCAGCACAAAGUAAACGACAGUUGAGUAGGACUGAAUUUACCGAGAGGUUUGUGGUUCCACAGACUAAAAGAGCCUCCAGAUAUAUCACACUUCAUCGAGAGUUAAGCAGAAGUUACUAUUAUAUCGCAGAUGGCUUACAAUCCGAAGAAAUCAGCACCAGCUUUUUUUAAAGAAAAGCUACAUUUAAUUAUAUAAGAAGAAACGUAUUUGGAAAAAGAUCAUUAAAACGACCAUCAUAUUAAUAGCACUACAUUUCAUAAUGUUUUCAAUUGAUAAUAAAAUAACACUGUGGUCUGUGACUGUUAAUUUAAAAGUUUCUAAUUUUUCAUGUGUACUAAAAAUUAAUCAAUGCUUUAGAUAAUUGAAAAUAAUAUUUAAAGUAAUAUAAUAACUAUAUGGUAUUUAUUGAAGUUUCCAAUAUAAGUAAAACUUAGUAAUCAUGUUGAUUUUAUUUUACAAGGGUAAUUUUCUGAAUUGUUAACUGGCCAGAGUUUGGGAUGUACUUAAAUUAUUGAUCUCUCUUUUCCUCAGCUAAGGAAUUUUCCCAUCUGUAGUUGACACGACCCUCAACUAUGUCCAACGCAUCUCCCGCCUUUCUGCCCUCACCCCUUCCUUUCCCUCCCAGAACAAUGAUAAGGUUCCCCUUGUCCACACUUUCUGCCCUACAGUGUCUCCAAAUUCAAAGGAUUAUCCUCUGCCAUUUCUGCCAUCUCCAGAAGGAUUCCAUCGCCAAAUACAAUAUCUCCCUCCCACCCGCCAAAUUUCAGCAUUUCUCAAGGACCGUCCUUCUAUGACAGCAUGGUCCACUCCUCCAUCAUUCCUAACACUUCUUCAUUCGCCCAUGGUGCCUUUCCAUGCAAUCACAGAAGGUGUAACACUUGCUCCUCCUCAUUCUCACAGCCCCAAACACAUCUUCCAAAUGAAGUAACAUUUUAAUUGUAACUGCUGUCAAUUUGGUCUCCCUUACAUUGGAGAGAUGUAGACAGGAUGACCACUUUGCAGACCACCUCUGCUUUGUCAUGUAGGAAUGAUGCUGACCUUCCAGUUGCAUGCUAUUUCAAUAAACCACCAUGCUCCUAUGAAAACAUUUUUGCUCUGGGCCAGGAACACUGUUGCACUGAAGCUCAACACAAGCCGGAGGAAGAACACAUCAUUUUCCGUUAAGGCUCUUUACACCCUCUUGGACUCAAUAUUGAAUUUUACAACUUCACAGCAUGACUUUUGCAUCCAAGAUUUUUUUACAUCCUCCAAUCUCUACUCUACCCCAAACAUACACACUCACAUACAAGUCUUGUUGACUUUGCUCUCAGCAGAGGGGACCCAUUUUCUCUUUUCCAUACCUUCAUUUACACACAUUUGUAUCGUCCCUUCACCCUUCAUUAGCAACCCCUUUGCCUUUGACUCUGAGCACCUUCCCAAUCUGAUCCACUUGCUCCUCUCUCCCCUCAUUCCACAGCUGUUUCAUUUUCCAAUCCCUUCCAAAUCUGAAGAAGAGCCAUAUCAGACUCAAAACUUUAACUCUGUUUCUGCACUGAUGUUGCCAAACCUGCUAGCUUUCCCCAGAACUUUCUGUUUUUAUUUCAGACCUUCAGCAUCUGCAGUAUUUUGCUUUUCUUUGAGGUGAUUGUCCUUCCAGGUUGAGACUGUUGACUGAAUUACAGUAUCAACAAACAAGCACUAAAUGGUGAAAGAAAAUGUAUGUAAGAGUUACCAGUCGUAGUGGAUGCUUCGACAAUAAACUGCCAGUACCUCAAGAAAUGAAAUGGUAAUUUAAUUUGCAAAUAAUGUAAAAUUUACAUAUCUCUAAAUUACUUCCUGUUCCAUUUAGAUUAUUGAGAGCAUAAUUUUCUGCUCCACUGGGAUUACAUUAAUUGCUUUCAGAGAGGAAAAUAUGUUCAGUUUGUCACUUAUCUAGAGUAUACAGCCAAGUGACAAAAACUGUAAUAAAAGUGAUUUAAGAUUA
Rhincodon typus (whale shark) is the source of this 3111-nucleotide messenger RNA. Its product is annotated as MKRN2 opposite strand protein. The record is from RefSeq and is a predicted model, not a curated record. NCBI's taxonomy places the organism in Eukaryota, Metazoa, Chordata, Chondrichthyes, Orectolobiformes, Rhincodontidae. The coding region runs from base 671 to 1318 and encodes 215 amino acids. The transcript is spliced from 5 exons.